Rhizophagus irregularis DAOM 181602=DAOM 197198 is the source of this 760-nucleotide messenger RNA. The record is from RefSeq and is a predicted model, not a curated record. NCBI's taxonomy places the organism in Eukaryota, Fungi, Glomeromycota, Glomeromycetes, Glomerales, Glomeraceae.
AGUUAAAAAUACAACGUAAAAUUGAUUUUCACGAUAAUAUUAUUCGUUGUUACGGAAUAACGAAAUUUGAAUCAGAAAAUCAUGAUAACAAUAUCAAUUACAUGUUAGUGAUGGAAUAUGCAGACAGUGGUAAUCUUCAAAACUAUCUGAAAUAUAACUUUAGUAAACUAACUUGGGAUGAUAAGUACCUUAUGGCGUAUCAGUUAGCUUGCGCUGUAUCAUGCUUACAUAAUGAAGGGAUUGUCCAUCGAGAUUUGCAUUCUGGCAAUAUAUUAGUUCAUCAACAUUCAAUCAAAUUAGCAGAUUUUGGUUUAUCAAGAAGAAUUGGAGAAUCAUCCAAUUCAUCCAAUUUUCAAUCCAAAUUAUUUGGAAUGGUUCCUUACGUUGAUCCAAUAUGUUUUAAUAAUAAUCAAUCAACACAAACGUAUUCAUUGAAUGAAAAAAGUGAUGUUUACAGUAUUGGAGUAUUAUUGUGGGAAAUAUCAAGUGGGCAACUUCCUUUUUAUAUUGAAGGUGAGCAAUAUGAUGUUAGUUUAGCUUUGGAAAUUGGUCAAGGUCUUAGAGAAACAAUUAUUCCUGAUACGCCAGAAGAUUACGUUAAAAUUUAUACCAGUAAGUAAAAUUUACAAAUAUAAUUAUUACUUAAAUAUAAUUUGAUUAAUCUUAAAUCACAUUCUUUUUUUUCUAGGAUGUUGGGGUGGUAAACCAGAUAAUCGUCCAACUAUAUAUCAAGUAGUUGAUUGGCUAAAAGAAAUUAUUA